UGUUAUUAAACAUAAGAUUGUUUUUUUUUUAAACGGAAUUUGUAUUCAAGAACUUACGCUUUUCCUGAAAUGCAUAUUUUGGUACACAAAUAGCCAUAAAAUUUUCAUAAUAUAUUCGUUUUAAAAUGAAACUUUGGUCUACUGAACAUGUAUUUAGUCAUCCAUGGAAGCAAGUUACUGAAGCUGCAUGGCGAAAAUAUCCAAACGAAUUGAACCCAAAUGUAUUAGCAAUAGAUGUUUUAGACAGAAAUGUUUUAGACGAUGGUAGACUGGUUACAACUAGAAUAUUUGGAACUCAGUGGAUUUUUCCUAAAGUUAUUACAACACUGCUUGGAAUGCCUGAAAUGUGUUAUGCUAUAGAGUCUUCAGAAGUUGAUAUGAAAAAUGAAAAAAUGACAUUAAAAAUGAUUAAUUACACUUUUUGGGGAAUUCUUGCUGUGGAAGAAAAGUUGGUUUAUCAACCUAACAAAGAAAAUCCUAAUGAAACUCGUUUGACUCAAGGUGCAAAAAUUCAAAUUAAUGGUCUGCAAUUUGCAAAUUAUUUUGAAGGAGUUAUUGUAAAAAACUUUGAAUCAACUUCUAUUAAAGGCCGAACAGCAUUGGAGCAAGUUUUGCAUAAAAUAAAAAUUGAAAAUUUCUAUUUAACUCUUGCCAAAAAAAUUGAAGAACUGUCUUUAGAUAUUGAUAAAGCGGCAACUUAUAUUGACGAAGAACUUAGUGUAACAGAGCGUAUAAAAGAGUUAACAGAUGAUCUUGAUAAGGCUUCAUCUAUCAUAAAUAGUGAAGUAAAACAUUUUUCUGCAAAAAUCCAAAAUGAUUUAAAGCAUCUGUUCAAUGAUUUAAGUGCGGAUUUACAUGAAAUUCAAAAGACAGUUGUUGUUCGUGAUACCAAUCCACGUAGUAGUUUAGUUGCCGCUGUACAACAAGCUGGAAUUACUGCAAAAUCUAAUACUAACAACUAAAAUAAUUUUUUACAUUAAAUAUACUGAAUGCGUCGUUUUCA
This is a messenger RNA of Hydra vulgaris (swiftwater hydra), 1003 nucleotides long. RefSeq names its product PRELI domain containing protein 3A. Gene Ontology annotation, molecular function: phosphatidic acid transfer activity. The record is from RefSeq and is a predicted model, not a curated record. NCBI's taxonomy places the organism in Eukaryota, Metazoa, Cnidaria, Hydrozoa, Anthoathecata, Hydridae. Gene Ontology annotation, biological process: phospholipid transport. Gene Ontology annotation, cellular component: mitochondrial intermembrane space.